CUUUGAAAGCAGUGUAGGAGUGUAGUGCAAACGCACGGAUACACUGCCUCCAGACCUCCAGGAAAAUAAAAAGAAGCUGUACUUACCAGCCCUGAGCAAGACGGGGAUCUACUACGAAAGUUGUGAUGCUUUUCUUUACUCAGUGUUUUGGGGCUGUAUUAGAUCUCAUCCAUCUCAGAUUCCAGCAUUACCAGGCUAAGAGGGUAUUCUCAUCCGCAGGGCAGCUGGUGUGUGUGGUAAACCCAACGCAGAACUCAAAGAAUGGUUCGCGCAGAUGUGGUGCCUCUGGGGGAUCCUCUAAAGCGAGCAGCGAACUCCAUGAAGUAGUCUAUGACCCACAGCUGACUUCUUGUUCCUGUCCUUUGUAUGCUUGUAAAUGGGAAGGUCACUUAGAGGUUGUUAUUUCUCAUCUGACACAAACACAUACAAUUAACAUACUUCAAGGACCAGAGAUUGUCUUUCUUGCCACAGACAUGAACCUUCCAGCACCGGUGGAAUGGAUUAUUGCACACUCCUGUCUGGGCCACUAUUUUUUGCUGGUUCUCAGAAAACAAGAAAAAUAUCACGGCUACCCACAAUUUUUUGCUACCAUGAUGCUGAUUGGAACACCAGCACAGGCAGAGAAUUUUAAUUACAAACUUGAGUUAAACAGAAACCAAAGGAGACUGACUUGGGAAUCCACCCCGCGCUCUGUGUUGGACUGCGUUGACUCUGUCAUUACAGAUGGAGAUUGUCUUGUGCUGAAUGCCCCAGUGGCUCAGCUUUUUUCUGAUAAUGGAAACCUGGCUAUUGGAAUUGCAAUAACCACAAACAAACUUUGUCCCCUUGACUCAAAAACUUAAUAUUUUUUUCUAACAUGUUAAUAACAUUAAACUGAUGGGUUUUUACUAUGUUUUUUUCUCAACCCAAAUUGGUGUCUGAGCUCUUGUACAUAAAAUGUGAAGGGGGGGAGGGGGGUUGGGGCAUCCUGUAAAAUAUCUGCCGCUUGUGCCACUUUACAAACUAUUUAGAAUUAGUUGCUAUGGCAGCCUUGUCAAGAAAUACAUUUUAUUGCUGUUAUACUUUGUAAUUUGGUUUAUACCCUUAAUACAAACAUUAA
Messenger RNA from Spea bombifrons (plains spadefoot toad), 1099 nucleotides. RefSeq names its product siah E3 ubiquitin protein ligase family member 3 (gene SIAH3). Gene Ontology annotation, molecular function: ubiquitin conjugating enzyme binding; ubiquitin protein ligase activity. Gene Ontology annotation, biological process: proteasome-mediated ubiquitin-dependent protein catabolic process; multicellular organism development. The coding region runs from base 126 to 842 and encodes 238 amino acids. NCBI's taxonomy places the organism in Eukaryota, Metazoa, Chordata, Amphibia, Anura, Pelobatidae. The record is from RefSeq and is a predicted model, not a curated record. Gene Ontology annotation, cellular component: cytoplasm. The transcript is spliced from 2 exons.